UCUCGAUAUCUCCUUGCAUCCUAAAAUAUUCAGCAUAAUUUGCUUUUUAAUUCAUCCGGGACUCCUGACGGAGGGCAAAUGGCGACUAUGAGUGAACACACAGUAUGGAAUGAGUCUCAAGUUUCGACUGGAAAUCAGCAAGUGGAUCGCUUAAAAGUGUUAUAUCCAAUGGUUAAUGAGAGUGAAACUCCACUCCCAAGAUCAUGGAGUCCUAAAGACAAAUUUACAUACAUUGGUUUGUCUCAAAAUAAUUUAAGAGUUCACUACAAAGGCUCAGGAAAAAAUCAUAAAGAUGCAGCAAGUGUGCGUGCCACACAUCCAAUACCUGCGGCAUGUGGAUUAUAUUAUUUUGAAGUUAAAAUUGUGAGCAAAGGUCGUGAUGGGUACAUGGGUGUUGGCCUUUCUGCUCAAGGUGUGAAUAUGAACAGAUUACCAGGCUGGGAUAAGCAUUCGUAUGGCUAUCAUGGCGAUGAUGGUCACAGCUUCUGCUCUAGUGGAACCGGACAGCCAUAUGGUCCCACUUUUACUACUGGAGAUGUCAUUGGCUGUGGUGUGAAUCUCAUCGAUAAUACCUGCUUUUAUACCAAAAAUGGUCAUCAUCUGGGCAUUGCUUUCACAGAUCUCCCUCCUAACCUGUAUCCUACUGUUGGUCUUCAAACUCCAGGUGAAGUAGUGGAUGCUAACUUUGGCCAGUCUCCAUUUGUUUUUGAUAUUGAAGACAUGAUGAAGGAAUUAAAAAGGCGCACAAGGCUUACUAUUGAAAGGUUUCCAGUUGUAGAUAAGCAAGGGGAAUGGCAAACUACACUCCACAGACUUGUUCAGACAUACCUCAUACAUCAUGGAUAUUGCUCAUCUGCUGAAGCUUUUGCUCAAAGUACAGGACAAACUAUUACUGAAGAUGUCAAAUCAAUCAAAAAUAGGCAACGAAUUCAGAAACUUGUAUUAGCUGGACGAAUGGGUGAAGCAAUUCAAGUAACCCAAAAUCUUUAUCCCACUCUCAUGGAAAAAUACCCCUAUUUAUUAUUUAUGCUGAAGUGUAGACAAUUUAUUGAAAUGGUGAAUGGAACUGAUAGUGAAGUCCGUCCCAUGAAGAGCCCAAGAUCACAGAGUAAUUCUCCUAGUAUGAGUCCUAACUAUCCUAGUGUAUAUUUUCACAGACCCGCGUCUACUUUAUCUACGUGUAGUUCCCCCGCAGUUUCCGGCAACUCUCCGAGCAGGAGUCCUCAUUCAAGCUCUCAGUUCAUACUGCCGAAACCGUCGUUACCCGUGACAGUCGAAAAUAACAUUGUAAAUAAUAACCAAUCUGUGACAUUAACAUCCAUUGAAGAGAUGAACGCUACGAAUCGUGUGAUCAAUGGAGAAAUGAUGAAUGGGAAUUCUGAAAUUUCUGGACCUACGAACUUCAUGCACUCUGAUGCAGACGUAGAAAUGGAAAAUUUAGAUUCUAUUAAUGACAAUACAGAAAGUGUUAGGACUAUACCUUAUGCUACAAAUGGAACUGUUAUCACAUCUGCUAUUUAUCGCAAUGGUGAAGAACAAGAAAAUGACAAUGAGAAAACAUUAGGUGCUGAUAUGGAUAUAGAUACUCCUUUAAAUAGAAAACAAGUUUGUGGUGGUAGCCAAGCUGCUAUAGAACGAAUGCUUAACUUCGGAAGAGAAUUGCAUUCUAUGAGUGUUCAAUUAAAGAGGGAUUAUGGUUCAGAUUCAGAUAACAAAAAAAUGCUCCAGGAUGCUUUUAGUCUUCUAGCUUAUGCAGACCCUUGGUCUAGUCCUGUUGGCUACCAGUUAGAUCCUGUUCAGAGGGAGCCAGUAUGUGCUGCCCUUAACGGUGCAAUUCUCGAAUUACAAAAUGAACCUCGUCUCCCUCCUCUUGAAAUUGCAUUGGCUCACACACAAGAACUUGUUAAACUGAUGUCCAAAGCUGGUUUAGGGUCGUGUGCAUUCACUAACCUCGAAAGCCUACUUCAGUGAUAUGGAAGAUCUCCAUCGAGGGAGCCGAGCUGUGUAAAGACUUCAUAAAUGAAUUUGUUGAUAUAUAUUUCUGCCUACGAAAGGCUUUUAUGCUGAAGGACAGUUCUGAAUUUGAUUGCACCUGUACUUCAUCUGAAUCUGGUAUUUCUACUUUUGGCAACAAGUCUGUAGAGCAAUGUUAUAGCAUCAUUGCUGUUAGCUGGUGAAUGAAUAAAUUAAUUUGGAUGAUUGAAUCUGUGACUGGCAUAUGUAUUUAUCUCAAAGUUUCAUCCAUGCCUCGAAAGCUUACGAUCGCCGUGUGAUACCGGAUGAUACAGACAUAGGUUUCAUUUUAGGUCGGCUGUCAUGUAUUUUAAAAAACAUAGUGAUAUUUUGCUCUGAGUUUGCAAUUAUAUUGGUGUAUUAAGUAGACUUUUGUACUGUUCGGUAUCCAGUAGGAAUGUUUAAGAUUAUUAGUUCCAGAUGCUCUAUUAUUGACAUAUAUUAAAGUCAUUUAUUUUUAUUUUUUUGCAAGAUGAUUAUUCAUGUUAUGUGAUUUAUAUAAAAAUUAAUUUUAUAUUUUCUUUUACACUUACUUGAAAAGUGCUAAUAGAAGAUAAUCUAAUAAAUUAUAAUGUAAAGGGAAGAUGUAUGUUACAGAAACUUUUUGAGUAA
This is a messenger RNA of Uloborus diversus, 2625 nucleotides long. RefSeq names its product ran-binding protein 9-like (gene RanBPM). The record is from RefSeq and is a predicted model, not a curated record. NCBI's taxonomy places the organism in Eukaryota, Metazoa, Arthropoda, Arachnida, Araneae, Uloboridae. Gene Ontology annotation, cellular component: cytoplasm. The transcript has 11 exons. Gene Ontology annotation, biological process: cell surface receptor signaling pathway; cytoskeleton organization. Gene Ontology annotation, molecular function: protein binding. The coding region runs from base 79 to 1971 and encodes 630 amino acids.